Dothidotthia symphoricarpi CBS 119687 is the source of this 1155-nucleotide messenger RNA. RefSeq names its product DNA-binding protein-like protein HGH1. NCBI's taxonomy places the organism in Eukaryota, Fungi, Ascomycota, Dothideomycetes, Pleosporales, Dothidotthiaceae. Bases 1 to 1155 code for a protein of 384 amino acids. The transcript is spliced from 5 exons. The record is from RefSeq and is a predicted model, not a curated record.
AUGCCGACAGAACUAGAAGACUUGGUUGAGUUCCUGCAUCAUGGCAACACACAGAUCCGACAAGCAGCUGUGGAACACCUCGUCGGAUACUCGCAGACCGACGUCCCACUCUUCAAGCGCAACCAACUCGAGCCUGUUAAGGACUUGAAACUUCUUGUCAAAGAUUACGCGCCGAUCGCGAAAAAUGCCUUCACCAUCCUCAUCAAUAUCUCCUCAGAUACGGAGAUUACAAAGACCCUCGCGAAGGACGAUGCUUUCCUAGAGACGCUUUUGUCGCGGAUAACCAAUCCGAAAGAACGAAAUGCGAACGAAAUUGCUAUGCUCCUCGCCAACCUGGCCAAAGAUGACUCACUCCAACGGGUGCUCGAAUUGAAGCGCGACGUACCCAAGGAGCUCUCCAAGUCGAAAUGGGCCAUGGAUCAGCUCAUGGACUGCUUUGUCAAGGGUGCUGAGGGCGCAUACAACAAGCACGCAGACUUCGACUACCUGUCGUACUUUUUCGCCGACUUGGCCAAGUUUCCAAAAGGACGCGAAUACCUCACCACCCCACAAGAGCACGAUGGCGACAUCAUCCCCAUAACCAAGAUCCAAGUCUUCACAGACCACGCUUCGCAUAUUCGACGCCUCGGCGUAGCCUCUGCAAUCAAGAACGUCGCAUUCCUCGUCCCCGCCCAUCCAGUCCUACUCUCGAAUUUGUCCCCCGACCCGACUUUACCUCCACCCCACAUCGGCGCGAACCUCCUCCCUUACAUACUCCUCCCGCUCAUGGGCCCAGAAGAGUACGCAGACGACGACACAGAGGGCAUGCUCGACGAACUACAACUCCUCGAACCAGACAAGGAGCGCGAGAAGGAUGUCGAGAUCAUGAAAGCACACUUGGAGACGCUGUUACUACUGAGCACAACGAAAGAGGGACGCCAAGUUCUGAGGAAAGUAAAAGUAUAUCCGAUUGUCCGGGAAUGCCACAUACAAGUCGAGAACGAGGAUGUGCGCGAGGCUUGCGAUCGCGUGGUGCAGGUUAUCAUGCGAGAUGAGGAGGGCGAGGAGUCGGAGAUGCCACAAGCAAGUGCUUAUGCUGGGGAUAGCGGUAAGAUGAUGGCUCUGAAGAAUGACGAGGAGGAGGAUGAGGACGAGAAGAUUGUUGACAUUCUAUGA